Moneuplotes crassus is the source of this 1229-nucleotide messenger RNA. Lineage: Eukaryota; Ciliophora; Spirotrichea; Euplotida; Euplotidae. The record is from the annotation of a GenBank genome assembly.
UAAAAAUGAAGAAUUGUGAGAGUGAACAGCCCAAGUCUUUCUGUGAUCUUGUGGAAUACGCGAUUUUGCAGAAUGAUGCUGGAAAAAGUCAAGUUAAGAAUCUUGGAGAGCGAUAUGAAAGGAAGAAAUUGUUGAGAGAUGCUUCUUCAAGGCAUUCUGCUCUUGAAGAGUGUGAUCUUGGUGAUGGUCUUGCCGGAAAGGAGAUAACUAAUAUUCAUCCUAUCUACUCUACUAAGGCCACAAAACAGAUAUCAAAUCCUCUUGUGCAUAACAAGGGAAGAGUUAAGCUUGAACAUCACAAAUCUUUGCAGAUAAGAGCAACAGAGAUGGAGUCUUUCUUCAAGCCUAGCUCAGUUGAGCCUACUUUAGAAGAGGGUUUGUUCUCCUUUAGGAAUACAGUAAACUGUGAGUCCUCAGCAUCAGGGGGUCUUGGAAGCCCAGCUUCACAAGCCACUGAGGGUAAAUUUUCCCUUUUUAAACCCAAAAGCAAGUUUAAAAGGAGCAAAAGACGCAUCUCAAAGAUAAGAAAAACAAGGAACAAUAGAAGCAAUACUGGAAUGAGUCGCUUCCGUUCACCGAUGGGAAGGAGUACAUUUGCCAAACAGAAGCCCCAACUCUAAGACUCAUCCUCAAAGCUAUCUAUUCCGAUAAGACUCAACACGCUUUUUAUUAAUUUACUCAUAAUUUUUGUACUAAAUGCUUCUUUCUUGGAGAUCUUUUGCUUCUAGUCCAUCUUUAUUUGCUAAUUUUUAGGUUUAAGCUUAAUAACAUACGAGAAUGCUAAACUCUAGUCUCAGUCGAUUCUUUUCUCAAUAUUUCUUCUAUAGAAUGACUGGUGGGGGGUAUUAAGCCAUCUGGGUAAAUCUCUAAACUUUGAAAGACCUAGUGUUGGUCCCAUAAUAUUGUAGAAAUAGAAUUCUAUUCGUUAACUUUGUAUAAACUGUUAAUGAGAUAGAGGAUUAGAAGUUUUAGCUUUAAGGGCUAGGGAGAAAUGUAUGGAUGAGGGUUAGACACAUUUUAAAGAGGAGUGAACUUAUUUGCACCCUAAGACUAUGCUUUCAUCUGAGCCCUUUUAAUUUGUAUUUCUGAUAAUUUGGCCAGCUUCUCUGUUAUUACAUAGUCAACUAUUUUAGCAAGUUUGAAGAACUUCAACCUUUUCAUGCUCAAGAGUCUAGAUUAAGUAUACAAAUAAGAGAAGAGGAAGUCUUAGGAGUCUAUGGUAAUUUUUA